AUGUUCUUCAACGACAAGAACCGCCUCCGCUUCAAAUACGAUGCAGAGGAACUAUGGAUUGAGCCAUGGGGUCCCAAUGCCUUUCGCGUGAGAGCCACCAAGUCCGCCGUGAUGCCAUCGCAAGAUUGGGCCCUUCAGAAACCCACAGAAAUAACUCCUCAAAUCAACAUCUCUGACGAAUCUGCAUCAAUCGAGAAUGGCAAUAUCAAGGCCAGUCUUUCACGCAACGGCAAGUUGAUCAUCGAGAAAGCAAACGGGGAACUCCUGCUGGAAGAAUAUUGUCGCAAUAGACGUGAUCUUAUCGACCCCAAGUGCAGUGCUCUUGAAGUCGAGGCUCGAGAGUUCAAGGGCAUCCUAGGCACGGAUAACUAUCACUUGACUAUGAGACUUGAGAGUGUCAAUCCAGAUGAAAAGAUCUUUGGAAUGGGACAGUAUCAGCAACCCUGGCUUGACCUCAAGGGACUUGACCUCGAGCUCGCACAGCGUAACUCUCAAGCUAGUGUCCCCCUUGCCGUAUCCUCGCUUGGGUACGGACUCUUGUGGAACAAUCCCGCCAUCGGGAGAGCUGUGUUCGGCAAGAACAUCAUGACUUUCGAAGCCUUUUCAACACAAAUACUCGACUAUUGGAUCGUUGCUGGUGAUACACCGGCCGAGAUCGUCGAGGCUUAUGCAGAUGCUACUGGAAAAGUACCCCUUAUGCCCGAGUACGGACUGGGCUUUUGGCAGUGCAAGUUGCGAUAUCAGACGCAAGAGGAGCUUCUGCAAGUCGCCAGGGAGUACAAGCACCGCGAGAUUCCAAUCGAUCUUAUUGUGAUUGAUUUCUUCCACUGGCCGAAGCAGGGAGAUUGGAAGUUUGACUUGGAAUACUGGCCGGAUCCUGAUGCUAUGAUAAAGGAGCUCAAAGAUCUUGGCAUCGAGCUCAUGGUUUCUAUCUGGCCUACUGUUGAUAAAACAUCGGACAAUUACGAGCAUAUGGUGGAGAAUGGUUAUUUAAUCCGCGUCGACCGAGGCGUCCGGAUCGGACUCGACUUUCAGGGCCAAACAGUACACAUUGAUACCACAAACCCAGCCGCCAGGACUUACUUCUGGGAUGUAGUCAAGAAGAACUAUUACUCCAAAGGAAUCAAGACCUUCUGGCUAGACGAGGCAGAACCUGAGUAUGCAGCCUACGACUUUGAGAACUACCGGUACUGGUUGGGUUCGAAUGGAUCAAUUGGAAAUAUCUACCCCGUGGAGUACGCCCGAGCCUUUUACGAAGGCCAACAGGCUGAGGGCCAGGAGAAUAUCGUUAAUCUUCUCCGAUGUGCUUGGGCGGGCAGCCAAAAGUACGGCGCCCUUGUUUGGAGCGGCGACAUAGCAUCUUCGUGGUCCAGCUUCCACAACCAGCUCUGCGCAGGCCUCAACAUGGGUCUUUCCGGUAUUCCCUGGUGGACAACAGACAUCGGCGGUUUCCACGGCGGUGAUCCCAAUGACGAGGGAUUUCGGGAGCUUUUUGUGCGGUGGUUCCAAUGGGGCACGUUCUGCCCUGUGAUGAGACUACACGGUGACCGAGAACCUCGUCAGCCGCAGCAAGGAACGACCGGCGGUGCAACUUGCUGCAGUGGAGCUGCCAAUGAAGUUUGGUCUUAUGGCCCUGAAGUUUAUGAGAUCUGUGUGAGAUACAUCAAGAUGCGGGAAGAGCUUCGACCGUACACCCGAAAACUCAUGAAGGAAGCGCACGAGAAGGGAACACCAGUUAUGAGGCCGCUCUUCUACGAGUUCCCGCAUGACAAGAAGUCCUGGGAUGUAUCAACUCAGUAUCUGUACGGCGAUAAGUACCUUGUCUGUCCCGUUCUUAAGCCAGGACAAACAAAGAGUGAGGUAUAUCUUCCACAACUGCCCCAAGGGAAGAAAUGGGGUUCUUUUGCUGGCGAUGAAUCUUAUGAGUCUGGUCAAACGGUUACUGUUGACUGCCCAUUGACACAAAUGCCGGUUUUUGUUCGAGGAGUAUGA
Molecule: messenger RNA, 1992 nt
Organism: Fusarium sp. VM40
Lineage: Eukaryota; Fungi; Ascomycota; Sordariomycetes; Hypocreales; Nectriaceae
Source: the annotation of a GenBank genome assembly